GAAUGGAAUGUUAUGGAAGUUUGAAGAGCAUAUCUUCAAGUUAUAAAAACAAAAAACGAGCGGACGUCCCUCAUCCUCACUCACACUCACUGUGUGGCUCAUCCUUUUUAAGUUUUAUUAUCCUUCUCUCUCUUCGACGAGUGGAAUUUCUCCAUGGAAAUGGGGAGACUAUGGGUUGUGAGCUUGGUGAUGGUGAUCUUGACGCCGGCGUACUCGGAGUUUCCUCCGACAUGCAAGCGCAUAGAGUGUCCUAGCUACGACGUCAUCGAAACCGGCGAUGGGUUCGAGAUUCGGCGCUACAAUUCACCUGUUUGGGCGUCCACUGCUCCCAUUCCCGAUAUCUCUCUCCAUGAAGCCACCAGAGCAGGCUUUCUCCAAUUGUUUGAUUACAUUCAAGGAAAGAACAAGUACAACGAAAAGAUAGAAAUGACGGGACCAGUGAUCACAGAGGUUUCUCCGAGCGAUGGACCUUUCUGUGAAUCGUCAUUUGUUGUCAGCUUCUACGUUCCGAAAAUCAACCAAGCAGAUCCACCACCAGCCAAAGGGCUUCAUAUACAGAGAUGGAACUCAACAUAUGUAGCAGUUAGACAAUUUGGAGGAUUUGUUACUGAUGCAAACAUUGGAAGUGAAGCUGCUGCUUUGGAUGAAAGUGUUUUUGAUACAAAGUGGGGUGCAGCAAUCAGCAAGAGCCGUGGUGCUGCCGGUCCUUCCCUUUAUACUGUGGCUCAGUACAAUUCUCCUUUUGAGUUUGAAGGUCGAGUAAAUGAGAUUUGGUUCUUGUUUGAUAUUGAAGAUGUAGCUGCUCAGGCUUAGAAUAGAAUUUCAGUGUUUUAUGCUAAAUUAAAACAAAAGACUCAUUCUCUUCUUGUUUAUGAUCAAUCCUUCAAUAAAUAUAUGUUUACUUUUCCUCUGCC
Molecule: messenger RNA, 914 nt
Organism: Cucumis melo (muskmelon)
Lineage: Eukaryota; Viridiplantae; Streptophyta; Magnoliopsida; Cucurbitales; Cucurbitaceae
Exons: 2
Coding region: 154-813 (219 amino acids)
Source: RefSeq, a predicted model, not a curated record